Trifolium pratense (red clover) is the source of this 1528-nucleotide messenger RNA. Its product is annotated as GDSL esterase/lipase At4g10955-like. Bases 222 to 1376 code for a protein of 384 amino acids. Lineage: Eukaryota; Viridiplantae; Streptophyta; Magnoliopsida; Fabales; Fabaceae. The record is from RefSeq and is a predicted model, not a curated record. The transcript is spliced from 2 exons.
AAGCAAAGGGCCACACCCCAAACCCAAAGCCAUGCCGAAUAGGAUGCAAAGCAAAGUCAUACAAACAUAUCAUCUCCAACUUGCUUUCACAUUAUCACCUCAUUAUCAUCACAUCACACGCUCUUUCUUUCUAAUUUCUUUCUUUAUAUGCACAGCACAACUAACUAAGUUACAAAGAACACAACACAACAUAUAGGUGUUGUUGUUUGUUUGUUUGUUUCAUGGCAAAUCCUCGUGAAGCUAACCACCACCCAGAUGCUUUUCAUGUAUCUGGUCCUCGUAACUUAACUUCCCUUAAUUGGAGAGACCUUAUCAUUUCUAGUUGGAAGGAUGCAAAGUACAAACGAACUGUCAUUGCCUGUUUUAUACAAGCAGUGUACUUGCUUGAACUUGAUAGGCACGAGAAAAGAACACAGGACAAUGCUCUAGCUCCGAAUUGGUGGAUCCCCUUCAAGUACAAGCUCACAAAAACUUUAAUUGAUGAACGAGAUAAAUCCAUUUUCGGCGCAAUACUUGAAUGGGAUCAGUCCGCAGCAAUGGCUGACUUAGUACUAAUUAGACCAAGUGGUGCUCCUAGAGCUGUUUUAGUACUCCGAGGAACAUUACUCAAAAGUCCUACAAUGCGAAGAGACAUUGAAGAUGACCUCCGUUUCGUUGCUUGGGAAAGCCUGAAAGGGUCUGUCCGGUUUAAAGUGGCAUUGGAGGCGCUAAAAUCAAUUUGUGAUGCAUAUGGAAGUGGUAAUGUAUGUAUUGCAGGACAUUCCUUAGGGGCUGGUUUUGCUCUUCAAAUAGGAAAAGAACUUGCAAAACAAGGAAUCUUUGUAGAGGCACAUUUAUUCAAUCCACCUUCUGUUUCACUGGCCAUGAGUCUAAAAAAUAUCGGAGAAAAAGCUGAAUAUGUUUGGAGUAGAGUUAGAUCUAUACUUCCUUAUGGUAAGGAAGCUCAAGUUGUUGGUAAGGACGCUCAAGUUAACAACGAUGGGGAAAAGACCACAGUUGCUGGAUCGAAGACUUGGAUGUCUCGAUUUUCAGGUUCUGGUUUGAAGGAUGCUAGUGUUGUUAGCACGAUAAAAUGGAUUCCUCAUUUGUAUGUUAACAAUAGUGACUAUAUAUGUUGCUAUUACAAUGACCCUAAUGGAACAGCGGAGAAAGUGGUUGAUAAGGAUAAUGUGAGUGGACAAGUUGCAGCGAAAUUGUUUGUUGUGUCAAAGGAAAAACAGAAAUUUCUCGAGGCUCACGGAUUGGAACAAUGGUGGUCAAGUGAUGCAGAACUUCAACAAGUUAUUCAUAACAGUAAACUCAUAAGUAGACAACUUUCAUCGCUAUACACUUCUACUCCUUCCCAAGUAGUAACAAGGGUUAUGCAAGUGUUAUAGAUGAAUUGCAUUGGAUUCGAUACAUUGCACAAUAUCUCAAAUUUUCUAUCUUAAUAAUGAAACAUGUUUGGCUUGUAUUCAAACCUUGUAACAUGUUCUUGUAUCAUCUCAUAGUUGAUGUGUGGAAUACAAAUUCAAAAUUGUUAUUUUCA